UUAUUCCCCCUACGCAAGCAGAUCACCACGAGCUCGCCUCCGCCUCGUCUCCCCUUCCAAGGCGAUUAGGGUUUCGCCCAAAUUCCGGCGGCGCGCCUUCCCGUCCCUGGCCCCUGCUCCUCCGCUCUCCGCCGUGAAGGCCCCCCCCCCCCACCCCGCACCCCCCUCGUCGUCGCCUCUCCGCCGUGAAGCCUUCCACCGUCGGAGGCGGGCCAUUACCUACCUUGGAGGACGAGGGGAUUCCCACCCUAGGGUUCGUGCGUCCGCGCCUUGCGUAUUUGUAUUUGGUGAAAGAUGGAGAUACAAACUUCAGGGAAGCCCAUCGAUCUUCUAAUGGAGAAGGUUCUUUGUAUGAACAUUCUGUCUUCUGAUUACUUCAAGGAGCUCUACAGGCUGAAGACCUAUCAUGAGGUCAUUGAUGAAAUAUACAAUCAAGUUGAUCAUGUGGAGCCUUGGAUGACUGGCAAUUGCAGGGGCCCAUCCACUGCAUUCUGUCUCCUCUACAAAUUCUUCACAAUGAAGCUUACCGUCAAACAGAUGCAUGGUUUGUUGAAGCAUCCUGAUUCCCCAUACAUCAGAGCUAUAGGGUUCCUGUAUCUUCGAUAUGUUGCAGAUCCAAAGAACUUGUGGACCUGGUAUGAACCCUACUUGAAGGAUGACGAGGAAUUCUCCCCUGGAUCUAAUGGUCGCAUGACAACCAUGGGUGUCUAUGUGCGUGAUCUUAUUCUUGGACAGUACUACUUCGAUAGUCUUCUUCCAAGAGUUCCUCUUCCAGUGAUUCGUCAGGUGACAUCCAAUCUUGAGAAGAUGAAGUUGCCCACAAAGCUUUCUGGGACGACUGGAGAUUCCAGUCGUCAUGGAUCAGAAGAUACUGCCCGCCGACCUCCUUCUGUGAAGGCUUCACUGUCAGUUUCCUUUGGACAGCGUGCUCCACAUCGUGCAUCCACACGCGAGUCAUCUCCAGUUCGGCGGACAGUCACCCAUGAUGACCAUCAUAGAUCUUCCUCGCCAUCUCGUCGUAGUGGAAGCCGCGAAGUUCCUGACCGUGACCGCUCAAGCCGUGACCGUGACCGUUCAAGUCGUGACUACGAUCGUUCAAGCCAUGAGCGGGACCGUUCGAGUCGUGACUAUGACCGAUCAAGCCGUGACCGGGACCAUGACAGAGACAUCAGAGACUACCAUCGGCGUGAUCAUGAUAGCAGGGACCGUGACUACAGGUCUAGGCAUUCAUCAUCGGAAAGACAAGAUGACCGAAGGGACCGUGAGAGUAGCAGGCACAGACGUUCCAGCUCUCGGCACAGGAGCAGAAGCCGGAGUCGCAGCCGGAGCAGGAGCCGCGCAAGGACUGAGGAGAGAUCCAGCCCUUUUGGAGACCCGGGCAAAGAGAAGACUGCUGCCAUCUCGAGCAACCUAGCAAAGCUCAAGGACUUGUACGGUGAUAUAGCUGAGAAGAAGGACGAAGGUGAAGCCCCUCGCCGUGAUUCGUGCGCGGAGGAGGUUAUCAGGCUGGGCGGUCCAAGAUGGAGAUAGAAUUUGGUUGUGUGACCAUAUUGUUUCGCAAGGAAGCUUACGUUGUCAGAACAAUUGUUUCUUCUGCCAACUUGGUUGGGUCUUAAAACCUUGUUAAUAUUACCUCCGUUGCGAAAUAAA
This is a messenger RNA of Oryza brachyantha (malo sina), 1650 nucleotides long. RefSeq names its product pre-mRNA splicing factor SR-like 1. NCBI's taxonomy places the organism in Eukaryota, Viridiplantae, Streptophyta, Magnoliopsida, Poales, Poaceae. The transcript has 5 exons. The record is from RefSeq and is a predicted model, not a curated record. Gene Ontology annotation, cellular component: precatalytic spliceosome. Bases 295 to 1530 code for a protein of 411 amino acids.